CCUCAUCAACCAGGCCAGCCAGCCCUUUCUCGACAAUUUUCCUCACGCCGGCUCUCCGAACCUCCAUCAACCUCUGCCUCAAUCUCCUCUCCACGCAAUUGCAAUUCGAUUGCAAUUGUUUUCCUUUUCGUCCAGCCACAUCUAGACGCCUCUCCAAGAUGUUCCGGAACGCCCUCCGACAGAGCACGCGUGCCGUCGGCGCCAUCUCUGCCUCGAGCAGAGUCGCCGUGCGAAAUGCCGCACCCGUCGUUUCUGCCUUCCAAGCCCGCACAUACGCCGACAAGGCAACGCCGACAGAGGUCUCGUCCCUUCUCGAGCAGAGAAUCCGCGGUGUCCAGGAGGAGUCGAACCUUGCUGAGACCGGCCGUGUCCUGUCCAUCGGUGAUGGUAUCGCCCGUGUGCACGGUAUGGCCAAUGUCCAGGCCGAGGAGCUUGUCGAGUUCGCUUCUGGAGUCAAGGGCAUGUGCAUGAACCUCGAGGCCGGCCAGGUCGGUGUCGUGCUCUUCGGUUCUGAUCGCCUCGUCAAGGAGGGCGAGAUCGUCAAGCGCACUGGUCAAAUCGUCGAUGUCCCUGUUGGCAUGGAGCUUCUUGGACGUGUCGUCGACGCUCUGGGCAACCCCAUUGAUGGAAAGGGCCCCAUCAACACCUCUGAGAAGCGCCGUGCGCAGCUCAAGGCCCCCGGCAUUCUGCCCCGUCAGUCUGUUAGAGAGCCGGUGCAGACUGGCCUCAAGUCGGUCGACGCCAUGGUCCCCAUCGGCCGUGGUCAGCGUGAGUUGAUCAUUGGCGAUCGUCAGACCGGCAAGACUGCCGUUGCCCUCGAUGCUAUGCUCAACCAGAAGCGUUGGAACAACAGCACCGAUGAGAAGAAGAAGCUCUACUGUGUCUACGUCGCCAUUGGCCAGAAGCGUUCCACUGUUGCCCAGCUCGUCCAGACGCUCGAGGAGAAUGAUGCCAUGAAAUACUCGGUCAUUAUUGCCGCCACGGCGUCGGAGGCUGCUCCUCUCCAGUACAUCGCCCCUUUUACUGGUGCGGCAAUCGGGGAGUGGUUCCGUGACAAUGGCAAACACUCUCUGAUCAUCUUCGACGAUCUAUCGAAGCAGGCGGUUGCUUAUCGCCAAAUGUCUCUGCUUCUCCGCCGCCCCCCUGGACGUGAAGCUUACCCCGGUGACGUCUUCUACCUUCACUCUCGUCUGCUCGAGCGUGCUGCCAAGAUGAACGACAAGCUUGGCGGUGGCUCCAUGACUGCGCUUCCCAUCAUCGAGACCCAGGGCGGUGAUGUUUCUGCCUAUAUCCCUACCAACGUCAUUUCCAUUACCGAUGGUCAGAUCUUCUUGGAGGCCGAGCUCUUCUACAAGGGUAUUCGUCCUGCCAUCAACGUCGGUCUUUCUGUCUCGCGUGUCGGUUCCGCUGCUCAGCUCAAGGCCAUGAAGCAGGUUGCUGGCUCCCUGAAGCUCUUCUUGGCCCAGUACCGUGAGGUGGCUGCUUUUGCCCAGUUCGGCUCAGAUUUGGAUGCCUCAACUAAGCAGACGCUUAACCGUGGCGAACGGUUGACCGAGCUCCUCAAGCAGAAGCAGUACUCUCCCAUGGCUGUUAACGAGAUGGUUCCUCUUAUCUAUGCUGGUGUCAACGGUCACCUCGACACUGUUCCCGUCGACAAGAUUUUGACCUGGGAGGCGGACUUCCUGGCUCACCUCAAGUCUAACGAGACUGAGUUGCUCGCGACGAUUGAUAAGGAGGGUGCGCUCAGCAAGGACCUCGAGGCCAGGUUGAAGGACGUCAUCUCGACCUUCACCAAGACCUUCUUGGCUUAAUUGCGCAUUCGAUAUAAGAGUACCCGGCGUGUUGAGGGAAAUAAUGGAGAGGGGGUGGCUGUUUAUACCGUAUCGUUGUGUGUUUUCUAGAGGAGAGAGGGGGUGUUCUAUCUCGCUGGUUGCUGGACUGGGGGAGGACGCGUGAGAAAUGAUUCUCCGGCCAAACUAGUUGUAAAAUAGAGCAGAGACUCAACCAAGCACUCGAUUCCUUUUGUCCCAGACCAUGAGCAGCUUGCGCUGGACAUAACUGUUCGUGGUAUUCCGGAAUGGUUCGUAGUAGUACUACUGUGGAGGGGGUAAUAGUUUUCAUUGAUUGUCUACAGAAGUAACUAAUGC
Molecule: messenger RNA, 2147 nt
Organism: Lasiosphaeria miniovina
Lineage: Eukaryota; Fungi; Ascomycota; Sordariomycetes; Sordariales; Lasiosphaeriaceae
Product: ATP synthase subunit alpha
Exons: 7
Coding region: 159-1811 (550 amino acids)
Biological process (GO): proton motive force-driven ATP synthesis; proton transmembrane transport
Molecular function (GO): proton-transporting ATP synthase activity, rotational mechanism; ATP binding; ADP binding
Source: RefSeq, a predicted model, not a curated record